AUGUGUAAUAUUUUCAAGUUUAAAGAAAUGCAGCUAUUGGAAGCUGGUCUUGCGCAUUUUGAAGAAGGAGCGCUUGAUCUACUGAUCCCAGAACAAACAGUAGAUGAUCAAGCAGAACUUCUUCCUUACAACAGAAGAUGGGAGUUUUCUAGAGAAAAAUUAAAAUUAAAAUUAGUGGAGCUUUUGGAGUUGUGUGAACUUUUGAUAAUCGUCGAGCUCUGCAGAUUUAGAAAUCUGGAAAGUUAUCUUGAGUGCCAUCGAGAAAAUUUUAUCAAUCAAAUUGAUCUGAAUACGGAUAAAAUUAAUCCACGGAUAGGAAAAAAUAUGAGAAGGUCAAAAUACAAGGCAUUUGUCAUUUCCGAUUAUAUCAAUACGGCUUCCGGCAAUAACAAGACAAACAAUGAGCCCAUUAUCUAUAUAACGACUCUGAGGCUCACAGCUUUGACGGUGAAUCUAGUGAUGAUCUCAACAAUGAUGGCAUCCAGCCAGGAUCUUCUUUUAUGGGCUUAUCAGGUGGCAAAUGGCAUGGAGUAUCUUUCCCAACGGAGAGUGUUACACUGUGACUUGGCAGCAAGAAAUAUAUUACUGGCAGAAUACAAUUUUGUUAAAAUUUGCGAUUUUGGUUUGGCAAAGGCAUUGUACAAGGAUGAAAACUAUAAAAAGCAACAUGAAGGACAGUUUCCUGUUAAGUGGAUGGCUAUUGAAUCUAUGAGGGACGGGGUCUUUUCAACUAUGUCAGAUGUUUGGUCAUUUGGUGUAGUUUUAUGA
Copidosoma floridanum is the source of this 768-nucleotide messenger RNA. Its product is annotated as vascular endothelial growth factor receptor 3-like. NCBI's taxonomy places the organism in Eukaryota, Metazoa, Arthropoda, Insecta, Hymenoptera, Encyrtidae. The record is from RefSeq and is a predicted model, not a curated record.